Molecule: messenger RNA, 5354 nt
Organism: Amoebophrya sp. A120
Lineage: Eukaryota; Dinophyceae; Syndiniales; Amoebophryaceae
Source: the annotation of a GenBank genome assembly
GUUCGCUCUUUGAAUGCAAUCUUCUCCUUGUCUGUGUGUGUGUAGCGUGCGGCGGUGCGUGCAGCCGCACAACUACUUACCGCCCCGUCGAAGUACAAUAAUUGCCUUAGUAAGUCGUGUCGUUGCUCCUCUUUCAUCAGCACGCUCCCUUGCGGCCUUCAAGAUUUCGUGGUGGGACACGGUUUUGGGGCGUGGGCAAGACGCGCAGCGCAUACCCUUGGUAGAACACAUUGGCCAGCAGGAGCUGGCGCAUACUAGUGCUGGAAGCCGGGAACAAAUACAAAACCAGGGUCUGAACCCACCACCACCAGCUCACCACUCAAGUAGGGACCCUUCCAGCCGCCUCGUAGUUGGUGGUCGGCAGCUGUUGCGCACGAGCCCGCAAGACGACGACGACUUUUAUCAGGAGUUUCCAGAGGACGAGGGGGAAGAGGUCGAAAUCCAAGAAGAUACAAUCCAUUCGCAGGGACAUCAAAAGUACCUUCCCAAUUCAGCCGGCGCUUCUAUCAGCACGAGCCAAUACACGGUAAAAUACAACCGCAUGGCGACCACUGCAGGCGCGACUAGCAACGCGGCGCAAUCCCGGCGACAGCCGGACGUGAUUCUAGAUCAGAAAGCCUUUGACGAGCAUGUCGGUCGCACAGGUACAACUUCUCGCGCAGCCGGGCCCCCGGCCUCGCGGUACAACUCACCCCUGUCUCCGCGCGCCCGACGGCGGCAGAAUUACAUCGGGUUCUCCAUUCUCGCCGCCGCGUAUUGUUUUAUCUACCCGGGGCUCUUCUGGCCGACCUGCCACGUGCACACCGGGUUGUUUUCCACGGAAACCGAGAUGACACGGUCCACGGUGGAGUUGGUGAAAUUUUUGUGGCAGCAGGGACCGGCCUACUACCCACCGGCGUUUUUGCUCUCGCUGUUUUCCGUGUCAUUGCCUUUCAUCAAGGGGUAUCAACUGCAAAAAUGUCUGGGUCUGGAAGAUUGCCAGGUUUGUCAUGCGUAUGUUGAAUGACCCAGGAUGUCUGUGAUGCAUGCCCUAGCAUCACAGAUUUUUAGAGGAAUUUGUGAUGCCUCUACCGCAUGAGAAAUGCCCUCUCCGCGUAGCACAAAGUGGAGUCCUCUUGCUGGUCAUGCAAUACAAAUUUUUUUAGAAUCCAGAAACAGCAUUACAAGUUUAGAAUCUUCCAGACCCAGCAGACAUUUUUGCAUUUGAUAAGGGGGCCAUGAUUUGCUGGGGCGCCUACCACGAAAACGGAAAGCUACUGUGGUUCGUCGCACGGUUGUCCAAGUUUCAGUUUGUCGACACCUUCAGCACUCUGUUGAGCUACGUCUACCUGAACUUGCCCGUUAUCACGACAGAGUUGCUGGUAGGAAAGAAUGAGGAUUUUUUGCUAGUAGUGCUUUUUUUUUUGGAUUUUCUACAUUCCACGUGUUGAAUCAAUGAGAUGCACCCAAUUUUUUCGUAGCGAUAAAGCAAACUUCAUCAAACCUAAAACUCCACAGAGCGGCGUCUACUACUUCGCCGGCUACUGCAUUCUUUCCGUGAUCGGAACCCAAGUGAUCUGCUACGGCUACGACACGGGCCGGGAAAAGUCCGUGCAGAGCAUCUGGCUUCCGGUGGCCGUCAUCCAGGUGACCGCCCUGGUCGUUCUGUACACGUGGAGCCCGAUUCUGGGCGUCUACGCCGUGAUUUUUGGCUCGGUCCGGUUGACAGGGAAGCGGGCGACGCUGUGCGAAAUUUUGAUUGAGUUGAACCCGAUCUGCCGGUGGUUCAUGAUAACGACCAUCUGCGUCCUGCCCAUGGUGACCUACGUCUUGCUCCCGAUUUUGAUCCGUUUCUUUUCCUACGAGAACGGAUUCCGGAAACUGCCCUCAAAGAACUGGUACUUUAAACUCAUGGACUUCUGCCACGACUGGGCCAUGGGGGACGUGUUGCUGAUUGCGUACUUGGUGGCCUGGAUGUCCUUCAACGCGUCCGACGAGACGGGAACGCAGGCCUUGCCCGCGGGCAGCUACUGCGUAGUUUUGUACGGGCUGACGGGGCUUAUCAUGAUGUUUGUGUACGAAUACAACGGAAAGAUGAUUUCCGCCCGGGAGCGCCGGUUGUCGCAGCAGUACAACCACGGCGAGCAAAACACCGUUCUGGGCGUGCACAUCGACGACAGAAGCACGACCGCAAGUUCCACUGCCUCGCCGUCGGUAUUCAUUUUUGGGUCGGUCUGAUGUGUGCUUGUGGUUUUUGAUAGACAAGAAUAAUUUUUCCUUCAACAGGUCGACCGUUUAUUUUUCCAAAACUUUGUGAAACUGACUCACAGGAUCUGAUCUCUCCGCGAGAUGACAGCAUCGCCAGCACCCCCGCGAGCGAGCGACCGCCGGAGCGGGAGCAGUCGGCUCUGAUGAGCGUGUUGAACCCGCAGACCAAUUUUGGCAUCCACAUGCGGUACUUGGUGCUGCUGAUUUUCUUCCUCGCCGUUCCGGUCGUGGUGCUCGGCAUACUAGAAGAGACGGAGAAGCCGCAGGUGCCGGACCUCCCCUGGGUGAACGACGCGAUCGCCAAGAGCCCGCUGUUCUCCACCGCAAACAAAAUGUUUGCCAACCGCUCGCUGUUGUCUUCCAUCGCGUGCUGUGACGACACGAGCGACCUGUGCAACGGGAAAAACGCCCCACCGAGUCCCUGUCAGCCGUUGGACGCGAAGCACCCGUCGCUGCCACUCACGAGCCUGGACAAGGACCACGUCCGGGCCACGGCGCGGUGGAUCACGGGGCUGGAGAACAUUCGGCUCGAUGCACUGAAACUCAUCCCGUACCAAGAGGCGCCCCCCGUAAACGGAGGGAGCAACGCCCAGGCAAGGUUCAAACUCAAGGUAAGUUGAUAGCUACGUCGGUUUUUUUUCUAUUCUUGGCCGCGCUUAGGCUUAGGCUUACGUGCUUCGCUUAAGUGCUUCGCUUAAGUGCUUCCCUUAAGUGCUUCGCUUAAGUGCUUCGCUUAAGUAGUGCUUCGCUUAAGUAGUGCUUCGCUUAAGUAGUGCUUCGCUUAAGUAGUGCUUCGCUUAAGUAGUGCUUCGCCUAAGUUGUGCCGCGGUUAAGUAGUGCCUCGGUUAAGUAGUGCCUCGCUUAACUAAGUAGUGCCUCGCUUAAGUGGUGUCCUCGCUUCAGUGGUGCCUCGCUUAAGUAGUGCCUCGCUUAAGUGUUGUCUCGCUUAAGUUGUAGCGCCGCACUUAUGUAGUGCUGCGCCCUUAAAUAGUUCCUGCUCCUGGCGCCGCUAAAGUAGUGCCUCGCGCUAAAGUAGUGCCUUGCGUUUAAAGUAGUAUGUGUUCCGGCAUGAACACUGUGCCUCGCGCUAAAGUAGCGCUCUUGAAUCAUGCCUCUACACAAAAUCCCAGCUCUAUCGAUAUGAAAAAUCCCCCCUCCCCAUACCGAAAGGGAGAUUUGUGUAGCAUGAUUUGUGACCACAAAUCACGUUGUCAUGCUAGAAGGGAAGAGAUGCGGAUUGUAGUGCUGGCUGGCGUAGGAAAGCCUUGCGCCUUUAGCAUGACAGAAAGCAACUGGAAACGGAAAACAGCAUGACAAAUUGCCUGCAAACGAGGGAGCAGCUGCGUCUCUUGGCCUUCUAGCAAUACAAUUCGAUUUGCGUACUCGCUGCUUUCGGUGGCUGGUGGCCGCUCUUGAGUUUCAGGUGUGGGUCGGAGUUCGUUUGCCUCUCGUCAGUUUGGACGGAGUGCUCUCGUUCAGCCACCCCCCGGCGGUCGACUGUCGGCUAUCUGGCUCCCCCAGCUCAUGAUUGCAGUGUUGGCUGGUGAUGUCGAGGUUGCGGACAGUUGACUUGUCAUCUGUCUGGUUCGCUCAUUUUGCUGCCACGACUGUUUGGUCCCCGGUCCCCUGAGGCGGGGGGAUACGGGUUACCUGGUCGGGAUGUCGCGCGGAAGGUGUCUCUCACGUCCCUAGCUCUUCGUACUCGCCGCUGAGUACAGUCGAGCACCUUGGUUGAUCGCCACACUGUUUCAUAGUGCUGAAACGACCCGGCUUUCACUAGGGGGAGCAUUCGUACAUUUUGUGCCCUCCGGGACUAUGCCUCUGCUUCCGUCUAAACUGAGGGGUCCACUUAUCCCUAUCGGUAUUCGGUCGCAGGGAAGGGUUGCCGGGGUCUUCCUCGCAUCGGUUCUCGAUGUCGGGUGUGAGUUUGUGACUGCGGGGGCAGUGGUUGGCUUAGGUUUGUGGAGUACUUCUGAAAAGAGGCUCCCAUUCCUUCUUCCAGGCAGCGAUCCUAGAUCGCUGCCACGCGGAGCCACCCCCGUAUUUCACCCCCAGGGGGUUGUGGACCUGGCAAAACCGAUGAGUUCGGGCUGCUGACUGUUCCACCUCCCCUAAGUGUGAUCAUUGCCGCCUCACGCCUCAAAUACAGCAACACAAAUUUCGUUUUGGAUAUGGGGAAGGGGGAUUUUUCCUUACAAUAAGCUCGACGCACAUCUGCACAAGCCUGAUCCGAACUCCGACAUCACUUUGCCCCUGAGUCUGAUUGUGCAAACGACCGCGGUCGCGCCGAUUACCUGGUUCGACAACACGAAUGCGUGCUGCCAGCCGGAGAACUUGUCCGUCGAACUCAUUGCCGAGUGCCACAGUGAGUUCCCCUUUAUCCGGAACGUGAGCACGGGAAACGUGACCAUCACGCCCGACAUUGUGAUAUCGGAGUCGAUCUUGGGGUUUCACCUGAGCAUCUACGACAUUACGGAGAUCAUCAAAAAGCAGAUUCGGGACAAUCUAAACCAGCUGGUGCAGAAUGAAACCUUCCCGAUUGGCCCGACCAAUUACACGGUUGCGAGCCUGAUCAACACGAUCAUUGAGUCCAAUAUGAUGCCGGGGGACAAACUCAACUGUCCCACCGCGGGAUCAGUAUCCACUGACGUAGAGGGAGGGAGUAAACGAAACACCGGACGAGCGGAAAUAGUAGGUGAAUUUUCAUCGCGGAGUGCUGUCGUGUCAACAAAUACAACAAAUUCACAAGAUUUUUCCCGGACCUUGCACAUAGAAAAGCCCUACCAACUGAUUCAACGCGGGAGCAAUAGGUGGAGAAAUCGUGGGUACUACUACGGCACCUUGAAUGAUGAAAGUAACGGCGAUGAAAUGAUCUACAUAUAGUAGUUUCUACUGCAUGUCGGGUCACAGGACCAAAAACACACUUGUAAAAAAAAACUGUGUACAAAAGCGGCUGUUGUCGCAUUGUUGAAAAAAAUAAACGAAUGUGAAAAAUCAUGGCAAAGCAUCGCAGUGCGAUCAUUUGUCAUGAGAAAAUAGAAACAUGUCUUGCUUACGCUCACACUAAUAUCGCACUGAAGUACGGUCCUCCUGUACCUCAAUCGAGG